This is a messenger RNA of Girardinichthys multiradiatus, 7662 nucleotides long. Its product is annotated as alsin-like. The record is from RefSeq and is a predicted model, not a curated record. The coding region runs from base 408 to 5390 and encodes 1660 amino acids. The transcript is spliced from 41 exons. Lineage: Eukaryota; Metazoa; Chordata; Actinopteri; Cyprinodontiformes; Goodeidae.
ACAGGUGUGUCGUCGCCGUGAUGUUUGUCCCUGCUCGGAUUCCAUCGCACAGUUUUCCUCCCAAUAACAUCAGACUUCUGCUUUCUGAACUCCUGCACUGAUUUGAAUAUAUUAAAAUUCAUUAGCUCGUCGUAUCCGCCGUGCCAUUCACACAAGAUUAUCCGGAUUUACUGAAAAGCGCCGCAUCAAAAAUCUGAUUUACUUUCAACCGAGUUUGAUGGAGUCGUUGCAGGUAUUCAACAGACAAGAACCUGUAACCAAAUAAACAAAAGAAGCAUCAACACAGGACAGAGGACUCUCCUUUCUUUAUGUAAGCUGAUUUUAUUCAGAAGAGACAACAAAUGAGCUGUGAAGAAAAUGUUCCUGAAGGGGCCUUUACUGUGCUGGAGCUCUGAGAGCAUGAAGUAAUGGAAAACCGAGAAGGAAGACCUGCAGAUGAGAGAGUCGUCCAGGCUCCAGACAGAGGACUCCUCCAUGUCUGGCCUUCAGGGGGAGGAACCGAGCAGCUCUUCUCGGAGACAGUGUUGUUGUCCAGACCCGUAGUGCAGGUCUCCCUGGGAGAACAUCAUGGCGUUCUCUUGGCACAGGGGGGUCAGGUAUUUUCAUUUGGGGAACUUUCAUGGCGGGGUCUGAGCGUCCCGGUGUCUGCUCCGGUGCUGGAGGCCUCGCUGCUGGGGAGGACGGUGGUCUACGUGGCUGCUGGUGGCUUCCACUGUGGAGUGAUAAGCGAGCAGGGCAGCGUUUACAUGUGGGGGGAGAACACUGCAGGACAGUGUGGGCAGACUGAGAGGGCCUUUGUUACAAAUAUCACAGUUUCUGAGCCCAGCCCUGUUACCGUGGUGGACAGUGAGGUCGUUCCUCCUGUGGUUGUGCGGGUCGUGAGCCUCGCCUGUGGACGGGAGCACAGUCUGGCUCUGUCGGACCACAACGAGCUGUGGGCCUGGGGGAGUGGAUGCCAGCUUGGCCUCGUCACCAAUACCUUCCCUGUGUGGAAACCUCAGAAGGUUGAACAUCUGGCAGGCAGACAUGUGAUUCAGGUGGCAUGUGGUGCGUACCACAGCCUGGCACUUGUUUGCAGUUUACCCGCUCAGCACUUCAGCACUCAGAGUACCCCGAAAAUGAGGAAACGGGACCGAUCCCUUCAGUGCCCGGUGCCAGAUCGGGAAGAACUGGUUACAGCCGAAGAUGCUCACUACUGUCCGCUCGGAGUGGAGCUCUCGGAAGUCACGAGAAGUGAGACUUCUUCCAGAAGACGUGUUUCCAGACAGCGGCUCCAUCCAGCUGGAAUGUCAUCUGGCAGCAGCCCCGUCUCCGGAUCCAGUUUAUCCUCGUAUUCUGAUGACAGCAGAUCUAACCCUAAACAAAGGAAUUUCCCAGUUUGCAGCAGGCUUGAGCCUGAGGAAAACAGAACUGAAUGUGUGUCGCAGACUGACGGAGGCCCAAAAGCAAACCGAGCCUUGGACUGGACCCCCAACAAGGACUCAGCGUUUUCCGACGAGCUGGAGCUUCAGAGUUUACUUGAGAAACUUUCUGGUGAGACCAUAGUGUCGCAAAACACCGUGGCGACAGAAGAUACCGACUCAGUGAGCAGCCAGACUGAAUCAGAUGACAGCUGCCUUUCUUCAACCCCCUCAUCGGAUCUGUUGACUUCCAGUUACAAAGAUGAUUCAACCUUUAAAAGACAGACAGACAACGGCAGGGCGUCUGGACCGCUCUCGUCUUCGCCAGUGUGCCUGGAAGAAGUUCGUCUUUGUCUGGAAAAGGAGAGGCAGGCACUGCUCAGCUCCAGUCUCACAAAUAUACACCAGAAGGGGAACGCAGCAACAAGCAGGAGGCUCUCCCUUCCAGGAACCCCCACCCAUGGGUCUCCUCGGAGACGCCCCCAUUGCGCCUGCGGGCCGCUCUCUGCUGAUCAGACUCUUUCUGCAGGACCAGACGAGGCAGGAGACGGGCUGCCGUCUCUGGAGACAGAAGUCUGGAGCUGGGGCCGUGGAUCUGAGGGGCAACUGGGACACGGAGACCAGCUCGCUAGGCUGCAGCCUUUAUGCAUCAAGUCUCUGACAGGCCAGGAAGUGAUCAAAGUUGCUGCAGGGUCCCACCAUUCGCUGGCUCUCACAGCACAGUGUCAGGUCUAUUCAUGGGGAAGUAACAUGUGUGGACAGCUUGGUCAUGUCAACAGCCCCGUCACUGUACCUCAUCUGGCAAAGCUGUCAGACGGUCUUCGUGUUUGGGAUGUGUCGGCCGGUCAGAGCCACUCCCUCCUCCUGGCGGACGGCGACUGCGUCCAGCCGGUCCUGCUGUACUGCGGGCAGCAGAGCGAGCCGCCGUCAGCGCUGAGCGAGGAAGUACAGAACCGAGGCUCGAGUCGGACCUCACAUAACAGGGCGGAGAGCUACUCGGUCAGACCUACGCUGCUGCCCUUCUGCAUUGAGAUGAAUUACAUCAGCAGCGUGUACGGCAGCGGUCGGAUGUGCGCAGCGCUGACGGACCGUAACAUGAUGGGUUUUAUCGCAGCCAUCCACGAGCUGGCCUCCAGAGAGAGACGCUUCUGCUGCUGGAUGAGCGACGUCAGGAAGGUCCUCCUCACUCCGCUGCGCACAAAGGAGAGUACGUGUCAGAUGUUGGGUGAGCUGUGCACCCAUCUCUUCUUUGCUCUCUGUGAGAGUUUUAUUCACCUGAGCAAGCUGGUUAGUCGUCACGCCGCAUCACUCAGCUACUUCCUGCAAAACGCGCAGAGCCGUGAUGUAACUUCCUUUCCCCUGCUGACGCACAGCGAACGCUUCCUGGAGACCUAUAGAAAGUAUUGUUCUGCAGUUGGUGACUUUCAAGUUAUGGGUGGAUUCCAGUCACUUCAUAAACUCUCACUGGAGUGCUUUGGCAGUCAGCAGGCUGUCAUCUCCCAGCUGAGUGGAUCAGACCAGUCUGUCAGUGGGAAGCUUGAUCUGGUUUCAAUGUUCUACCAGCCUCUGCAGCAGCUCCACCAUUACAACAGAGUCCUGCUCAAAAUGGCAGCAUGCUAUGACGUGCUAACUCUGGAGUAUCAGUCUCUGCAGCAGGGUUGUAGUCACUAUGAAGCUCUCUCUUUGUCCCUCGUGAGGAAGAAGAAGGAGGCUGAAACCACACAGCUCUUCUGGAAAACUCAUUCUGGCAAAACUACUGAGAGUCUGCGUCUCCCGCAGCGCCGUGUGGUUUGUGAGAGCAGCAACAGAUCUCUGACUCCUCAGAACGCGGGCCGGUUCUCCAACCACUGGUUCAUACUGUUCAAUGACGUCCUGGUGCACACACAGGGGAGUCUUUCCUCUCAGAGCUUCUUCUCGACACAUCACGUCUAUCCACUCACUUGUUUGUGGGUGAAACCGAUAACUGAAGACGGCAGUGGACUUUAUGCCAUUAAAAUCAUUUGUCCAGAGGAGAAUUUCACCCUGGUGGCCUCAACGCCACAGGAAAAGAACAAGUGGGUGCGGUCUCUGAACAAGGCGGUGGAUCAGGUGCUGGGCGGUGCAGCUCAGGGGUCAUCACCGGGGGUCACAGCGGCAAUGUGCCGCAAAGCCUCGUACAAGUUCAGAGCAGAUGAUCGAUUCAGAGACGCUCAGUACACUGGAGGCUGGCUGGUAGGACGAAUCCACGGCAGAGGAACCAUGAAGUGGCCGGAUGGGCGGGUGUACAAGGGAAACUUCAAGAAUGGACUGGAGGACGGGUAUGGAGAAUGUUUAGUACCAAACAAAGUGCAGGACAAACACGACACUUACCAAGGACAGUGGAGGGAGGGAAAGAUCCAUGGUUUUGGCAAGUACAAGUACGCCAGUGGAGAGGUAUACGAGGGCUGUUUCUGUGAUGGGCAGCGGCACGGUUACGGUAUGCUGAGCUCCGGUAAACUGGCCCUGACUUCUUCGAGCGUUUUCAUCGGCCACUGGGUUCACGACAAGAAGACGGGGUACGGAGUCCACGACGAUAUCAUGAGAGGAGAGAAGUACAUGGGCUUCUGGCUGGAUGACCUUCGGCACGGCAGCGCUGUGGUCGUCACUCAGUACGGCGUUUAUUUUGAAGGGUCAUUCAAAGAAAACAAGAUGAGCGGUUCAGGCCUGUUGGUGUCGGACGAUGACACAGUUUUUCAUGGGGAGUUUAGUGACGACUGGACCAUCAAUGGGAAGGGGGUUUUGACUCUCGCAAAUGGCGACUGUCUGGACGGUCUGUUCAGCGGAGAGUGGAGGACGGGUCUGAAGAUCGUAGGAACGUACGUCAAACCAAGCUUAGAUGGAUACGAAAGCAAGGAGAAAAACGACCUGCCCUUGGGUCAGUAUGUGGUGCCUGCAGCUCAAAGGUGGAUCUGUGUGUUUGACGAAUGCUGGGGUCGACUCGGCUGUGACGCCGCCGGCAUGGGAGAGAGGACCGCAGCCUGGGAGAACAUCGCUGUUACCAUAGCAACAGCUCGGCGCCAGAGCCCAGACCUUAGUAAAUCUCACACCAAAGUGCUGGAGAGUUUGGAGUUCAUCCCCCAGUACGGAGAGCCAGUCACCUCUGCAAACUACGACAACAUCAGAAGAUACCUCACCAAGGCAUGCGAGACCCCCCACCACCCUCUCGGCUGGCUGGUGGAGACGCUGGUGACGGCUUACAGGAUGACGUACGUCGGAGUGGGAUCAAACCGCAGGCUGCUCCGACAGGCUGUCCAAGAGCUCCAGGCCUACCUCACACACGUCUACAGCUUCAUCAGGUUUUUGUUUCCAGGGUUACCAGAUGAUGGCGGCAUCAUCCCAGACCCUCCUGACCCCAGCCCUUUGAAAAGCCGACACAACUCUAAUCAAGUGGAACAGGGUGUUUUAGUGGUGAGCUCUUCAUCUCUGCUCCUCCCUCUGCUGCUGCCUCGGCUCUACCCUCCUCUCUUCACCCUGUACUGUCUGCAGCAGGAGCAGGAGGAGGCCCAGUACUGGGAGCGCAUCCUCCGACUCAACAAGCAGCCCGACCAGUCGCUCCUCAGCUUCCUGGGAGUGCAGGAGAAGUUUUGGCCUCACUGGAUGUGCAUCCUGGGGCAGAAAAAGCAGAUAGUCUCCAGCAGUGAAGAUGCCUGUUUUGUUUCUGCAGUUGAGACCCUCCAACAAAUCAGCACCACGUUUACUCCAUCAGAUAAACUGGUGGUGAUUCAGAGGACGUUUGAGGAGCUCACGCUGGAGGUGAAACCUUUCCUGGCCGGGGAUUUCCUGUGGUGCAUGGACGAUCUGUUCCCUCUCUUCCUUUACGUGGUGCUCCGAGCGAGGAUCAGGAACCUGGGAGCUGAAGUGAGCCUGAUUGAAGACCUGAUGGAUCCUAACCUUCAGCAUGGAGAAAUGGGCCUGAUGUUCACCACACUGAAGGCCUGCUUCAUCCAGAUCCAGCAGGAAUCCACUAUGUAGGUACUGAUCCAGAGGUCCCAGUAUUCACUGGUUUCCUGCUGCUGGAAGCUGCGCCGACGCAGAGAGAGGAAUAAGCCUCAUGCUGCAUCUUCAUGCUUGCACCCUCAGUUUGCAGAAUGAAGCAGCACAGCGCCCUCUGUUGUUGAAGCGUUCAUCCUGGUAACACCUAUUCAUUGAUAUUCGCUGUACUUUGCGUCGAAAAUGUUUGUGUGAUUGAAAGGUUGGAGUUGCUGCGUCGUUAUAUAUGCUCUUUACAACUUCCCCCUGAAGAGAAACGCACCGCAGAUGUUGAGAUGUUUUUGUCUUGUUUAAUCAGUUUUUAUGUAUAAACUUUGAAACACAAGAACUUAAAAAAUCCUGACUUAUUCAAGCACUAAUGAAAUAAAAAAUGCAUCAAUAUAAAUAUUUCUCUAGCACUGAUAUUGUCUUGAAAGGAUCCCACAGCGUUUGGAAUAAUAACUGUUCUGAUACGCACCCACAUGGAUUAUUGUUAUUAUUAGAGCAGCUACAAGUACUGGAAAGGGAAUAAACACUGUUGUUUUUUUUUUUUUUUUUUACUGUUUUUGUUUUCUAUGAGAGUAUUUCAAAAUAAUGUCAAUGCAUUUUGGAUGCAGAAACGCAGCUCAUCGUUUUAUUGAACGUCUGUUUGUGCUUGUCAUGAGCAUUUAAAACAACGAGGAGCGGAGCUGUUCAUGGAUCCCAGCGUUUUAUACUCAGAAUCUGUCAGCACUCAGAUAUGAACACAACAGAGAGAUAUAUCACUGUGUUUGUGAACCGUCACGGAGAUCACGUCGGACCUGUCGUGAUUUCAUUUUGUAUAAAAAAGGUCGGUCAGUCAGAUUUUAACAGUGCAUAGAUGUAACCCCCCCAAAUACUGCAGCACUUACAUGAAAAUGUUAUUUAAUGCCAAGAUUGUUUGUAAUUGUUUAUGUUUUGACACAUAAUGAACAGUUAUGGUCAGACGUCUGCACGUGGUCAGCAUGGACGACAAUAUUGCAUUCAUUUAGGGCAUCUAAAGCAAGAGUUAGGUGUAUUUAUUGAACAUUUUCUCUAAUACUGGUUAAAAAUUAAACGCACAGGCUCAAAUAUAUACAUAUGCUCCCACCAAUAUGCUGAACAAGACAUAAUCAACUGCCUAAAUGAUCAACACCUUGAAAGUAUGACUGAAAAUGGACGAACCAAAUGUCCUCUGGAGAAACCUUUCAGGACACCGUCAAGCAUGGUGGUGGCAGUAUCAUGCCGGGGGGUCGUUUUACUGCCAGGGGCAAAUGUGGAGCAAACCGGCAAGCAGGAAAAUGGUCCCAAACACACAUCAAACCUGGCUGACAUCAAAAUCCUGGAACCGCCUUCUUAAAGCUCUGAUAUGAGCCAUUUUGAAAAUGUAUGAAUAUUUUGGCUUCUAGACAUUCCUAGAUCUUAGUUUUUGACCGGACUGGUUUAGGUGUCAAAACACUGGAACUGUCUGGUCAAAGUUGCAAAUUGCUAAUGUUCUUUCCACCAAAUAUUAGUUGGGGUGUAUAUAAAUAUUUGAGCCUGUGUGGAUUAGAGUAAAUCUCCAAUAAAGUCAAACUUGCGCAGCCAUUUUUUUAUGUUUUUGAAGUUUAUUAAAGUUUUACAUUGUGUUCUUAUCGCUGCCUGGAUGAAACAACAUCUCAUAACUAAAGGAGUCCAUGAUGAGGGUAUGUAAACGUCUGAGCGGAACAAUCGGAUCGUUUUCAGCCCGCUGUGGAGGAGUUUGAGUAUAAUUAAAGUUGAAUCUUCUAUUAAUAUUUUAUUCGAACAUCCAAACAAACCGAGGCAGUUUUCAGAGCAAGCCUCAUUACAUUUAUUUAUAUCAUAAUUUAUCAAUGAUUGAUCUAAGUGAGAUGUUUAACACAGAUAAUCUAUAUUUAUUGGCUAAAUCAUUGUUUGAUGCCAGGAAGCAAACUAAAAGUGAUCAAAUCUAAAAUUAAUACUGUCUAAAUGCACUUAAUGUAAUUUCUGCCUCAUUGUUGUGUGCCGGUUUGCUUUGUGUUUAUGGCACAGUUUUGCAGACUGUAGCUCAUGACCUGAAGCACCUUACUUACCCACAUCUUUUUACAUCCCUUGGAGAGGUCAUACGUGAAUGAUUAUUUUUCUAACCAAGGUUGUAUUUUUUUUUACUUCAUAACUUUAGAGGAAGCUGAUCAGCUGCACUGAAUGUUUGGUUUGUGGUUUGGUUGAAUAUUCAGAUGUAAAGCGGAGAUUUAUUAAUGGAACAAAAAGGGUAAUAAAUUAGUUUUGUUUUCUGGAA